Penicillium manginii is the source of this 678-nucleotide messenger RNA. RefSeq lists its product as uncharacterized. The record is from RefSeq and is a predicted model, not a curated record. The coding region runs from base 1 to 678 and encodes 225 amino acids. Gene Ontology annotation, biological process: regulation of transcription by RNA polymerase II. Lineage: Eukaryota; Fungi; Ascomycota; Eurotiomycetes; Eurotiales; Aspergillaceae. Gene Ontology annotation, molecular function: DNA-binding transcription activator activity, RNA polymerase II-specific. The transcript has a single exon.
AUGUCGCUUUGUACGCCACUAUUAACCAAUGUUACGGCGGAAAAUUGCGACGCGCUCUUCGCUUGUUCGCUUCUCAUUGCCAGUUUUACUUUCGCUUCUAGAACGUUAAAUUCUGGUUUCACACCCAUGGGUUUGGUUGAAGUAAUAGAAGUGUUCACUCUAGUUCGUGGAACUGCGUCAAUUGUGGAAAAGGCUCGGUCCUGGAUCGAACAGGGUGAUAUGAGGCUCUUGUUGAAAUUCACCCGGUGCGCACAGCAGAUUCCAAAGUCUAAGAAUUCUCAUGAGGUACAUACCCAAUUGGAAGCUUUAAUUGGAGACUAUGAAGAUAUAGAAACCUAUUCAUUUCAGAGUGCUGCGCAGGCCAUUGUUCUGGACUCUAUCAAGCAUCUCUUGGACGUUUUUGACUCCUGCAUUGCUAGUGAAAACCAGAGCACAAUUUUAGCGUGGCCUGCGAUAGUAGAUUCAGAAUUUCUGGACCUGCUAUCUCAAAAAGAAGAUGGUUCUUUGGUGGCCCUAGCCUACUACGGGGCAGUUCUACAUGUUAUGACUAAGGCUUGGUGGAUGGAAGGUUGGGGAAAGUUUUUGGUCAUUCUUGCCGCGGACUGUUUGGAUGAACAUGCACAGUCGGCAAUUGCCUGGCCUUUAGGCGUUAUCAAGAAUGAUGAAAGGUCUUCGUAA